Molecule: messenger RNA, 4827 nt
Organism: Pogona vitticeps (central bearded dragon)
Lineage: Eukaryota; Metazoa; Chordata; Lepidosauria; Squamata; Agamidae
Source: RefSeq, a predicted model, not a curated record
AAGAACAAAGCGAAACUUUGCCCAACGCUGGGACACCCCCAUAACCUUCCCCAGCUGGAGGCCUUGUGCCAAGAGGAGACGGAGAGGCAGGAGGACCAAGCCGAGGGGAUCCGGCUCUCCAACGAGCAACUCGAGGACUGUGUCAUCGAAGGCGCCCAGAGGUUUGUCUCCGCGCUGGCCGCCUGCACAGAGAAGAUCCUGGCAGAGCUGGAUGACAGCCUCACCUUUGAUGACGUACAACAGGGAAAAACCGAGACCCCUCGGGAAAAGACAAGCACUCUCCUGCGACGUAAAAAAGCAGGCCUUUCCUUAGAGAUUGAAGAAUGUAGGCUGCUGGUUGAACGGGGGAGCAGGACUUGGCCUGGCCUCCCCAGGACCACCUUAAGGGGUCUUCCUAAUCAAAUUAUCUGUCGAGAAACCGCUUCCGUGACAACAGCCAAGAGCACCCUGGGCCACAAGGCAGCCAUGGAAGAGAGAGAUGCAAUUUACCUGAAAUUCACGCAAUUACUUGAAGUGGAAUUUGCCCGGAUUAAAGAAGAGAACACGGCCCAUUUGAUGAAGGCUCAGCACUGGGCAGACUGGUGGAAAAAGUCUGUGCAGAAAAUCAAGCAGCUGUAUUUAUAAAUCGGCCUCUUCCGUCAUACACCUCUCUUGUCGCCCCUCCUGUACCAAUAGAUAUUUUACUCAGAGAAAAGCAAAUAUAUCGUUUUUGAAAUAAUACUGUGGUAUCCCCCAUUUUUCUCCCCCCUGUGUGCUGGGUUGAUAGGUAGAAAGAUUCUGCAAACGUUAUAUGGGGGUCAAGCAUCUGGCAGUUGAGAUCUUUGGCUCCACCUGAAAAUGUUUCAGGAUAUCGUAAGUAAAAAGAUUAUUUGUCUGCCUACCUCUGAGUUGUCUGCUCUGGUCAACGGCAUCUUCCCGGCAUUCUGGAAAAAGAUUGUGCAUUUCCCGUCCCGUGGUCCAUAUUUUUGUUUACUUUUUGUUUCAAAACUAGAAAUGAGUCCAUCUUAAGUAUGCAUAGGAAUGAAUUUUUUUAUUGCAGUCGGGCGACCAGCUCAUAAAACGUAUUUAUGGCGAAAAUAUACAAAAUGCAGUUUAAAAAUAUACAGCCAAUUCAUAAAACAGAUUAUGUGGCUAAAUACACGAAAAAGUAUGUGUAUGUAUACUUUGCACGGUGCAUCCAUGUUUUAUCCCCUUUUAGCCUGAUAAAACUUCACUUAUAAAACAGAUUCAUACUUCUAAAAUGCAAAUAAAACUGUUAGGCCGUGGUGUUUUAUCAGGUUACAGUCAUCCUGCGGUGUUUUGAUAUCCCCAUGCUGAUGGACAGCGACAGAGCCUAUAAAUGUCUCCCUGCAUCUGGCAGCCUAUAUUACAAAUAAAGCAGAAUUUUUUUGUCACCCCUUGGUUUCUCCCUUGAAGCAGGAAGCCCAGUUUUUCUUUGGCUUCCCAUCACUUCCUUCUUUUUAACCAGAAGUUAAAUGACUAAAUGACAUUCCUUCUGUGUCAAGGCCGUGGGUGGAAAUCAGCCACUCUCGGCCCUUUUGGGAAAAGCUUUCCGUUAUUCCAUUUUCAUGGGCUUUUUCAUCUUGAGACCGAUAUUUUGUGCCCGCUCACCAUUUAAUGGUUUUUCAGGAUCUGAUGGCCGUUACGUCGGUUUGGGCUCCAGAAUCCAGAGUCUAAAUAAAUUUCUGGUACCGUUUCCCCCGUGGAUUAAGCGCCCGUACAGAGAAUCUGUAAUUUGGAGAAUUUGUAGAAGCGAAAGCAUUCAUAUUGAGUUAUCCUCUGUUUGCCAUACAGGCAGAUUCAGCCUCUUCCUCCUUGUUUUAUUCCUGUUGGCACGAAGAACCGUCCCAUCUGCUUUUUCCGGCCAUUUAAACUGACGCUCUCCAAAAAAGGGGACAAACUCCGAGGUUUUGUAAGCUUUUCUGAUGAAGGGUGAUUCCUUUUCUUGAUGAUUCCCAGGAACAGCAAAGGGAAAUGCACUUUGCAAUUUACUAAACCUUCACAAUCUCUCGUGACACCAGCCGCCAAAUUUCACAAUACUCCCUUACCCUUCCUUCUGCCCACGAUGCUUGCUUCGCUUACCGGGAUUUCCAGACGGGGAAUUUGAAAGAUUUUGACCCGUGGGAAAAAAACAGAUCUCCUCGAAACAGGCUCCGUGGGGAGGUGAGGGGAGAUUCUUUCACUCGGAAAAACAGGUUUUGACACUUCCAACGGCAGGGAGCAAACAUCAACAAAGGGUAGAACAAGGUUGAAAAAUUGGUUUAGUUUUGAGUGAGCCACUAAGAAACAAAAUAGAGAUAAGGAUGCCAAGCAGCCGUUGCCCGCCAGCAACGACAGAGGAACUAUUUGUAACCCAGAGAUGCGUGUGAGUGACUUUCCUGUUUUAGCUCUGCUCGGUUUAAUUUGUUUUUCCUGCCUUUCUGUUGUUGGCAUUCUCUGAUAUCACCCCACCCGGCUGAUUUUGAUCAUGAAACAGCACCAGAAGUAUGGUGAAUAAAUAAAUCAUUGGCGUGGGGGAAGGAAGCAUCAAACCUGCAUGUAAUGAUUUGCAAAAAAAGGAAAGCGUUUAUUUCAUGACGACACCCAAGCGCCAUGUUUGGCAGCCUGCUGGCCUCCGAGGACUGAAAUUGAAUUCCUCUCCUGAUCGUCUUGAUUGUGUCUGCCCGGGCACCAUGAAGAGCCAAAAACUAUUGAGACCUCUACUUCUUGGGUGCUGUUUCACCAUCGUUCCUGUAUUGAUCUGGUUUUUACUUGGAACAGAACCAAUCAAAUAUUUGCCUUUUUAUCUGCCCUGCCCGGAUAUCUUUUCCAUGAGACUGCAGUACAGAGGGGAGAAAUCGCGUGGGCUCUUUCCACAAUUAUUUUAUCCUCAACCAAGUGCCCUGGAGCAGACACGUUCUGAUGUUCUCACACUGACCCCAUGGCUGGCACCCAUCAUUUGGGAAGGAACAUUCAACUCCCAAAUAUUGGAUCGCACGUACAAGCCUUUGAACCUCACCAUCGGCAUGACGGCGUUUGCUGUUGGAAAAUACGUCCAGUUUGUGGGCCGCUUCCUGGAGUCCGCAGAACUCUACUUCAUGGCAGGCUACCGCGUGAACUACUACAUCUUCACCGACCGUCCUCAAGACAUCCCCGUGGUCCAUCUGCAGCCUGGCCGGACCCUCAGCCUUGUCCCCAUUAAAAAGUACACCCACUGGGAGGAGAUCUCCAUGCGACGGAUGGAGGCCAUCAACCGAUACAUCUCGGAGACCGCCCAUCGAGAGGUGGACUACCUCUUCUGCUUGGACAUUGACAUGGUGUUCCAUAAUCCAUGGGGCCCGGAGACCUUUGGGGAGAUGGUAGCAGCCAUUCACCCCGGUUACUUCAAGGUCCCUCGAACGGAUUUCCCUUAUGAAAGGAGAAGUAUAUCCACCGCUUACAUCCACAGAGAAGAGGGGGAUUUUUACUACGCCGGCGCCGUCUUCGGAGGUCUCACCAAGAACGUCUACGAGUUCACGAGAGCUUGCCACAUGACCAUCUUGGCCGACAAAGCCAACGGCGUCAUGGCGGCUUGGCAAGAGGAGAGUCACUUGAACAGGCAUUUUCUUUCCCAUAAACCUACAAAGCUUCUUUCUCCCGAGUACCUCUGGGAUGACACCAAGCCGAAGCCGCCUGAGGUGAGGCUCGUACGCUUCUCGACGGUGGUGAAGAACAAUAGGCAGUUAAGGAAUUAACCCUGGUUGGAUCUUGUUUCUUAGUGCCUGGAUGGGGAGGAGAAGGUUCAAAGUUCGGGUCAUUGAGCAGUGGAUGAUUUGUAAUGUUGAGUAGGGACGACACAGUGGGGGAGAUACACUGGGAUCUGAAUUUCCCCCCAAAUCGGGUGUAGCCAUUCACUGUAGCCGUCCAGACAUCCAUCAAUUUUCAGGAGUCGGCAGAGGCCGAGAGCCACGUUCAAAUAGCGGAAGCUCCUUUUGACAAGGUUUCCACUCCUUUUUUUUUAAUUUAUUUUUUUUAAGUGGCCUAGCAAAUGCUAUGUUCCAGCUCUGCUUUGAAAGUCUUUAACAAAAAAGGAAAAAACAAACCCACCCAACUCUGUUUCCGGAUUCCAGGCAUUAAGUGUCAGGGGGCGUGCCCCUGUAAGCACCUCUUUGCCUUCACAUCAGAAAGCGGACAAAAAGCGCUGUCGAUCCGGAUGGAGCAUAUAUUCCACCAUCCCUGGCCGCCAAACAAACUGAAGAUGAUUCGCCACCAUGGCAUCACAAGCGUCCACAUAUUGAGAUUUAUGUUGUGCAGUCGCCAACAUCCAGAAAUAGGGAUUUCCUCGUUGUCUAGAGGGAUCCAGAGACCAUGCUAUGUAGACGGUUCACUGAUUACCUGCGUUUUUCGGCACCCACUUGAAACCGAUCCCCCGUGGAUCCGAGAGGACUGUAUUUCUGUGUAUGUUGCGUCCUCCCAUAGCCUCCCACGGGCCUGAAAAGUGCCCUAUUCAUCAACUAAGUGGAAGAAAACGUCAGCUUCCCAGGACACAUUGUGACCGGCCUUAAUUGGGAUAUUCUUAAACAAAGGGACUUCAAAGCGAGAUCUCGGCGUGAAACCGCUGGAUUGCCAUUUAUGAAGAAGCUCUGUUAUGCCACCUGUAUUCUGAAUCACAUCAACAGGUUUUUAUCCCAUUUGCGGUGCUAGUUCGCCGACCGUUACCAUUACGUUUUUUGCUAAUGCUGCUGCAUUAUACUAUGCAUGCACACACACAUAUAUUACAUGCUAAUUUAAGAUUGCACUUCAGGUAUCUGGUAAAGUCAACGUUUGUCCGCACGAGCACCCAACAUAAUAAAAACGGUGGCUUUUAAG